Ciona intestinalis (vase tunicate) is the source of this 2811-nucleotide messenger RNA. Its product is annotated as alpha-L-iduronidase-like. Gene Ontology annotation, molecular function: L-iduronidase activity. Lineage: Eukaryota; Metazoa; Chordata; Ascidiacea; Phlebobranchia; Cionidae. Gene Ontology annotation, biological process: carbohydrate metabolic process. The record is from RefSeq and is a predicted model, not a curated record.
GUUGCAAAAUGCAUCAAACCAGAUCAACCCUUGUCAGAAAAAUAACAUUAUUACAGCGCCACCUAAAGACAAACGGCAGAUCUGGCGGGAAUUACUUUUCGACGUAAAUUUUUGUAAUUAAGUUCAAGUUGGUUGUAUUUGGAGCAAUUGGAUUAAAGGAUUGUUGCUUGUACGAGAACCAACUAGCUUUAAACUAAAAAUCCACGUAUUAUUGAAUAUUGCUAAACAGUUCAUUCACUGGAAAUUAUUCAUAAUGAAAAGUAAGAAUUUUAAAAUCACCGUCAUUUUUUGGAUUUGCAAUUUCGUCACAAUUGUGUCAAUUUCCGCCACCGUAGAACAAAAAAAUGUAAAACAAACAGAAUAUAAAAUUCUCGUUAAUGAGAUAAGUGCGGAUUUGCAUCACUUUUGGGAGAGCACAGGACUGUGCCCACCACGUCCACACCAAAACGCAUCUGAUUUUCUUCUCUCGGAAGACAUGAAGCAAAAUCUCUUGCUAAUAAGUUCUGUACCUCAUCACGGCAUAAAACGUGUAAGAGUGCACUGGUUGCUAGAUUUAAUCAAAUUUCAGAAGCAGAAUUAUUGCUUUGAUCGCCUAGAUAAUUUUGUAAAACUUAUGCGUUAUAAUGAGCUUUACUUUGGUUUUGAACUAAUGGGAAAUCCAGGAAAUAAGUUUACGGAUUUUGAUAACAUGACACAAGUUCUGGAAUGGCAGGACCUUGUUACUAUGCUUGCAAAGAGAUAUAUUUCUAUGUUUGGAGUUAAUUUUGUCAAGCCGUGGUUGUUUGAAACCUGGAAUGAACCAGACCAUAAAGAUUUUGAUGUUGUCAAAAUGUCAGUCACGGGAUUUCUUAAAUAUUAUGAUGCUUGUUCGGAGGGAAUUAAAAAAGCUUCACAGUUGCUUUCAUUUGGUGGACCAGGGGCUUCUUGUCGUGGUGAGAAGUUUUCUAAAAGAUGCUGGGCCCUAUUUGAACACUGUACAAAUGGAACCAAUUAUAUCACUGGUAAAAAGGGAAGCCGAUUAGAUUUCAUAUCAUUUCACAAAAAAGGCCACAAUGAUUCUACAUCCAUACUAUCUGCUGAGUUGGAAACUAUCAACAGAAUUUACUCUGAAUAUAAAACGCUAACAAAGACACCAAUAAUAAAUGAUGAGGCUGAUCCUUUGGUUGGUUGGAAUAAACCAUUGCAUUGGAGAGCAGAUGUAACUUAUGCAGCAUUGGUAACCAAAGUAAUAUCGGAACAUCAGCAUCAAAUAAUAGCAAACAAAAGCAGGAGUGAUAUAAACUACCACCUGUUAAGCAAUGACAAUGCAUUUUUAAGUUACGCACCACACUUCUUUACCCAGCGAACAUUGAAUGCAAGAUUUCAAGUGAAUAAUACAGACCCGAAGUAUGUGUUCUUGGUUAAAAAACCUGUGCUGAUUGUAAUGGGGCUGUUAUCGAAACUGGGUAAUGUUCAACUAAAACAAGUGAUAAAAUAUAAUCAGCAACAGUCUAGGAUUGGUGGGAUUUCUUCUGUGUGUAUGGAUUGUAGAACCACUGAAAUAUCAACUGUUAUUUACAACAGUGAAAAUGUCGAAGUGACAGAAAAAAUAACAAAGGUAAAUAUUGAGUAUAGUACUGCUGAAAAUACCCCUUUAAAGCCGUUUAAAACGUAUGGAAAUGACACCAUAAGACAUAUGUUUUGCAAGAUUGAUAAUGUGCUGACUAAUCCAUACAAAGUUUGGCAGGCAGUAGGAAGCCCAAGUUUUCCAACACCAGCCUUAUUUACUAAACUACAAAUUGCCAGUGAGUCUCACUGUACUGAACCAGAACCUUUUACUACUACAAGAUUUAAUCUCGAUUUGCGUUUGCCAAGUGUUGUGCUGCACCAGAUAUGCUGGAAACCUACACAACAACUGCACAACCCAAGUGAACUGCAUCUUCACAAAGUAUCCAAUAAUAUUGUGCUUUUAAAAUGGUCAGAUUCUAAAAUUACCACCAAAUGCAUCAUGACGUAUAAUGUUGAAUUCGCAAGAGAUGGUCGUAACUUUCAGACUGUGAACACUUUCAAAGUUCUGUUCAAUUCAUUUGCUCACAUAGCAUGUUCAGAUGGAUGCGUAUCUAACACAGUUUAUGGUUCAUACAGGGUUCAAGCUUUAGACUUUUGGGGCAGACCUGGACAGUAUUCUAAAGUUAUGAAACAUAGUAGCAAAUGAAAUAUCUUACAUUUUUCAGUCUUUUCAUAUUUCAUUUUUUUCUAAUUAAUAUCAUUCAAAUUUUAUAUAGAGUAUUUUAUUCUACGUUUCUAUAAAAAAUAUUACUCUACUUCAUUUACAUAAGUGAGUGCAAAUAAUAGGAACAUAAUUAUACAGUGUCAUGUAACAGUUCAUGAUUCAAUUUAUACAAAAAAAAGUGUUUGUUAAAAUGAAAUGAGGAAGAAAUAUAAGAGCAUGCAUUGCACAGCAGACAUGAAACAAGAUUGAAUGAGGUGCCUUAAUAAAUAGUAUGCCAAAAUUUUUAGAAAAUCUACAGUGUUUUACAAUAAUUUGCGCAAUAUACACUAAAAAAUGAACCUUACAAAACAGUGGUAUAAAACAUUAAGAAUUUUAAACUUCGCAUGAGGAUUCUGAACUACUUGGCACACUUUCAGUUUCUCGAUUUUUAGCAAAUGAGUUCUUUGGCCAAGGUGAAGUAUUUCUUCUUGCCCUACAAAUAUAUUAUUUCAUUUUACUUUCAAUUUGUAUUUUAUUACCUCAAUUCUUACCAUUCCAUGCACUAUAUAUUAUGUAUUCAUAUUUGAUAGCUUAUGUUAUUAAUGAUAUUUUUCAUUCAG